Messenger RNA from Saxophila tyrrhenica, 2127 nucleotides. RefSeq lists its product as uncharacterized. Bases 1 to 2127 code for a protein of 708 amino acids. Lineage: Eukaryota; Fungi; Ascomycota; Dothideomycetes; Mycosphaerellales; Extremaceae. The transcript has 4 exons. The record is from RefSeq and is a predicted model, not a curated record.
AUGGGGAAGAUCAACAGCUCGUCCCGAGCAGCAUCGUUGAGUGUCGCCGGUGAGUCGUCCACCAUUUGUUGGUCGAUCGAUCAGGAAUUGACAUUCAGCGACAACAGCCUUUACAACGACUAUGCCGUGGAGCCGAAAGUCAAUCAGCUACGCGCUGAUGGGAAGAAUCCCCUGGUGGACUUGAGGCCAGAGUGGAUGGAGAAAGUGACCGCGGCCAUCAUGUCAAUCCCAGCUUUCCAGAAGGCGGUUGUUGAGGAGCACCACUGUCCCGGCCUGCUGAACUUCGCGGAAGCAUCAAUUGAGAACGACUGGGUGGUGUCGGUGUAUCUGAGAGGCUUCUACGAUUGCUUCGCCAAAGAUGAUGAUGAUGCCGCCCUUGCGUAUGUGAUGGACUUGGUCGAAGAAGCCAAGGGGAAGGCCAAGAGUGCGGUCGAACUGAUCAUCAAGAAGCACGCCGCAAUGGAGAUCAAGAACGUGCACCAAGGCGGCGACGUCAGCGAAGCCCACCCACUCCCUCCAAAGCAGCAUCAGAUCUUCGUCGCUCGCCUCCUUGACCUUUCGAAGCAUGAGAAGGAACUCGACUCCUGCCGCCAACAGCUGUACACUGGCUUGAUGUCCAUUCCAAAGCUCAAUCACAGGACACCAAUCUCCAGCACCGUCGACUCUCUGAGGGCCAGAUUUGGUACUGCGACAAUGAUCGACUCUUACGGAGAACAAGCCCUGUCACUACUGCUGGAGCAAGUCGAGAUGACGAAGAAAGCCAACAGACCAGUAGUGGUGCCUGUCGCACAUGAGGCUGAGCUUGAUGUCAAGGUGGCAGCAAAGCUGAAGCAGACAGGGUUCCAAGCUCUUUUCGACGACGAGGUUGGCAUGGAAGAUGAUGAGCAGGCCGGCGAUCCAUCCGACAGCUUUGCUCAUGAUCCAGAGGUCGACACGUUGAUGUCGACCUUCGACCCUACUGCCGAAGAGGGAGCUGUGCGGCGAUACAUCGAAUCCUCAGAGAUCUGCCAGCACAUUGUGUUCUAUCCUGUCUUCGCUAACCCCGAUGGUGCGUUCAAGAUCAGCGAGCUUGCCACGGCAACACGGACGGCGGUGAAGGGAAAAGGCAAGGCGUCGAAGAAGGGGAAGAGUGCUGACGAACUCGUGGAUCGUCCAGCGAAGAGGCUCUUGCGGAAGUACACCGGAUUCAAGGCAGGCAGAUUUGCAUCUAGGAAGGAAUGGGAGGAAGCUGCUGCUCGGAUGGAAGCAGAGAGCCCCCAGCUUGAAGCAAGCAUCCAGACUUCGGAGGCCGUUGUGCAGUCCUGUCUCCAGUACAUCGAUAAGAAUCCCCUCGACUUCAUGGACAUCGAGGCCUUCAAGACAUCCCUCCAGGAUUUCCUGAGCAUGACAGCCCGCAACGAAGAUGCGUCUUCUGCUGAGAAGUCCAACAACAACUUCAUCAUGUUCUCACCACUCCAGUUGUUCGACAACUGGUGGCACUGCCGCUGCUACCUUGCCGUCCUGCGCAUUCGCGUCAUCGGCCACAACCAGAGGAUGUCCAUUGUUGAUGACUGCGAAUUCGAACUGGCAGUGCUGUUGAGCUUGGUACGUGUGGGCGCGGAGGACCCUCUGCUGUGGCUUCCUGUCGUCGAUUUCGCACUGCGCAAGCUUUGGCGUCGAAUGACAGAAGCCAUGCGUACCGAGACCUUCAUUCGCAACGUCUUCAACGAGCUCACACUCUUCAUGCAUGGGGCAGUCGUGAAUGCUUUUGUGUUGCGUUGCGAGCAAGGCACCCAGUCGCCGGACCGGCUUACGGUAAGCAAGCGGAACGCCGCACAAACGCGGUCUGGCCCUCUGGUCAUCUCGCUAACAUUGCCACAGAACGAGUGGUACCCGCUGCUGUUUCAAUACCAGAACAGGUGUGCGAACGAAGACUGUCGCUGCUUGCUUCCAGACCCAAGCGUCAUGAAAGACAACAUAGUCAUCAGAGGCAUGCUGUCUUUCGGUACGGACGAUGCCCGGGUUGGCAACCGUGGUGUUCGUACGCUCGUGUCGUCGAACCGCACCCAGGGCUACCCAUGCCUGUAUAGUGCUGCUUGGGGCUGGUCGUUCGUAUCAUCCCGCCACCUUUCGUCCAGACGGAGCUGA